CUAAUUCAAACUAGUAGACGGAUUAUUAUAAAAUCAAUACAACAUCUAAGCUAAAUCACUACUAAUUCAAACUAGUAGUAGUUUUUCCCUUGGUUCGGACGGUGCUAACUAUUGUACAAUUAGCACCAUAACCGCUCCCAUCUGCUGGCUAUAGGUGUUGAGUGUUGACACUUAAUUGGUCCACACAACAAAGUGCAGCAUUAAUCAAGAUCUUUCAAGUGUUUGUUGUUCCCCACUCCAAACAGAAAAUAUCCACUAAACCUCGACAAUAACCGUCAUUUGAAAACUACUAAUUACAUACCAUUAUGAUAGUUUAACACCCACUUAAGCCGCUAAUGGAGGGUUGGGAAUGAUUUGACAACGACACUAAUGGAAAUUGGAAAGUCCAUAAUCAGAUUUUUUUUCCUAACCCUUCCAUAAUUAUCUCCCACCACCAUAGCUCUACUAGAAUAUUUCCUCCCUCUAUAUAUAAAUCAUAAUUCAUACAUCCCACCAUCUCAACAAACCUCACUAUACCCUUUAAUCCAGCCCACAAAUGAAGCUCCUAAUCCCACCUCGUUUACUGUUACUGUUCAUCGUCUCUAUGCUGAUGAAUCAUCAUCACGUUUGUUGUGCCGCUUCUGCCUCCACCGUGAUGAAGAUCAUGAAGAGCAGAAAGAUGGCGGAGUCUUCGUCCUUGCUCGGAGAAGACGCCAAUGGCGCAAGAGUUCAGCACUACUCUGUAGCUGGAAGCGCGAGCAGUGGUGAAGUUGUUGUUGGCAAGGAAAGUUCAGAAGAAGGUGGCAACAAUGGUAACAUGAUUAACAGUAAUAAGAAUGGGGAGGUAGAAUUGAAUAACCAUCACAACAUACCAAGAUCUGAUUUUGGUGGGUACGGUAGCAGCCAGAUUGGAACCAAGUCUCAGUCGCCCUAAUUAUUUUGUAUGUCUAUUAUUUUGAAGGUCUGUUUCCUUUUUUUGUUUUAUGGGUGAGAGAGUAGUCAACGUUGUAUACGAAAACCUUAUUACGAAGCUACGUACUUAGGUAUAUGGAUAGCGGAACAAGCUACAUAUGCGUUCAUAAAUAGUCUUAUCUAUCUAUAAAUUUCCUGGCUCGGAUUUUAAUUCUGUACUUUCCAUUGAAUUGAGAUUGUUUGCAUAUAUAUUAUAGGCAGCUUAAGAGUAAGGAGUUUUUGAAGGAACCGAGUUCCAAGUAUUGAAAUACUCGGGGAAAAAAAAGUAAGUAUAACUAGAGAAAAUUUUGUGAGCAAUGUAGUAAAAAUCGCGCUUUAAA
Messenger RNA from Linum trigynum, 1271 nucleotides. The record is from the annotation of a GenBank genome assembly. NCBI's taxonomy places the organism in Eukaryota, Viridiplantae, Streptophyta, Magnoliopsida, Malpighiales, Linaceae.